Bursaphelenchus okinawaensis is the source of this 756-nucleotide messenger RNA. The record is from the annotation of a GenBank genome assembly. NCBI's taxonomy places the organism in Eukaryota, Metazoa, Nematoda, Chromadorea, Rhabditida, Aphelenchoididae.
AUGUCAUCCAACAAGAGCUACACCAUCCGUAUCGCUUCGGACCUCACCAACUUGGCGCCCAUCAAGUUCCCAUGGAGCGAUGAAAGAAUCGACCAAGCGGUCGAAGAAGCCCGAUGUGCCGUGCGGUCUCUGAGACAGACUAGGCAGAUUCUAACGGCCGCGACCAAAACGUCUCGCCGUAGACGAGUUAACGUAGCCAAGCUACACCCACUUUUCAUGGUCGAAGAGAAGAAGCGACCAGAAAAAAAACCUCUGAAGGCCGUGAAGAACGUUCCAUUAAAUUCCAUGGAAAAUACCUCUCAACCGGCCAUAAAGACCGCCAAGAAGCCAGAUUCUGAACCUACCGUGAAAAAGCCGGAAUUUGACUUCGAUAAGGUAGAUUUGGAAGAAAUUGACGUGCCGUACAGCACAUUUACAUCAUGUAAACUCGUCGAUGAUCUACUCAUCGAAGACGCUGAUGACUGGGCUGAAGAGAACGCCAUAAUCAAGAAAAUGAUGCAAGAAGACACGGAUUGCCUUCUGAUGCCUCCACCAUCCAAACGUCCGAAAAGAUGCUUCAUUAACGCCGCCGAAAAUAAAGAAAUCUGCUACGACUUGGCAGACGUAUUUCAAGAAGUUUCUUCCGAGCUAGAAGAGGCUGACGAAAACUUUGAGGUCAAGAAAGGCAUGGAAAAGCUAGAAAUUUGCAAAAAGCGUCUGGAGUGGCUGUACUCAAAAUGGGACUUGCCUAUGCCUAAGGGCUCAAACCAAACGUAG